GACGAAGACUAUGAGAGGCACAGGAUCCGCCUCUCUAUGUACACCGAAGACACUCGAUGCUUGAUCAUCACAAUUACCACGGGAGCACACGAAGUAGCUCACAGGCGACUGAAUAAAGAGGCUGUCUCCCAGAUCGAUCGCAUGGGCCUAGAUGCCAACUGGGAAGAUUAUGGAAAUAAGACUUUCUAUUUUGAACGACGCCGCCCCGGCGACGGGGGUGGAGGAGGAGGUGGCGGCGGAGGAAAGCAAGCAGACUCAUGCGGAAAACCUGUGCCAGAACGUCGCCGAGGGUUUCCAACCCUUGUGAUUGAGUCUGGAUAUUCCCAGACUUUACCAGCAGUGCGGGAAAAGAUCAAAAGUUGGUUUCAAGACUCGAAUCAUGAGAUCAAGAUUAUUAUCUUGGCAAAACUCUUUCCGACUGAACGCAGAAUACUGAUAGAAAGAUGGCAAGAGAGACAGCAGGGGGGCCCUCGCGCAGGAGCCUCAACCCGAUGGGCGAGCACACUAAUACCCGACUGUCAUCAGACAAUCAAUAUCACCGAAACUUCGACAACCCCACCAACAUAUCAAGUCGCUAGUAACGACUUGGUGCUGGACUUUCGACUGUUGUUCUUGAGAAAUCCACGCCAGGGAGAGGGGGAUGUGGUUAUCACUGUCGCCUGGCUGCAGCAGUAUGCGCAAAGAGUUUGGGAGGCCUAUGAUGAGGAGAUGGAGUAA
This is a messenger RNA of Trichoderma virens Gv29-8, 717 nucleotides long. RefSeq lists its product as uncharacterized. The annotation marks the transcript as partial. The record is from RefSeq and is a predicted model, not a curated record. The transcript has a single exon. NCBI's taxonomy places the organism in Eukaryota, Fungi, Ascomycota, Sordariomycetes, Hypocreales, Hypocreaceae.